Messenger RNA from Cynocephalus volans (Philippine flying lemur), 1608 nucleotides. It is a transcript of the gene GNB1L, whose product is annotated as G protein subunit beta 1 like. Bases 288 to 1334 code for a protein of 348 amino acids. Gene Ontology annotation, molecular function: protein binding. NCBI's taxonomy places the organism in Eukaryota, Metazoa, Chordata, Mammalia, Dermoptera, Cynocephalidae. The transcript has 9 exons. The record is from RefSeq and is a predicted model, not a curated record.
CUCGCCCUCGGAGGGAGGCCGGUCCGAGCGGUCUCCGGGUGCGGAUCCCUGGAUCCUCUUGGGGGGCGCCGGGCGUAGCUGCGGAUUGCCUUGGAUGAUGGCCUGCGUCUGACAGUCCCCUCAGCUCUUCUCAGCUCUCCUGAGGCUACAGCUGUCAGCUCCCCUGAUCCUCAGCACUUGCCUAGAAAGGUCCAGCAGAUGGACCCAGCCUCUCCUGGGCUGGCGUACACGCCCCUGUGGAUCCCUGGAUUGAGCGGCCUUGCUGCGGGGACCCUGUGUGUGUGCGCAUGACCACGGAGCAGAAGAGCACAGCUAGUGGCACUCCUGGUGGUGACUGUACCCUGCCUGACAUGGCAGCCACCAUCCCGCCACCGCCACCAGACCCCCAGUUUGUCCUCCGAGGCACCCAGUCGGCCGUGCACGCGCUGCACUUCGGUGGAGGAGCCCAGGCUGAGGGGCGCCCACUCCUCUUUUCGGGGUCUCAGAGUGGCCUGGUGCACAUCUGGAGCCUGCAGACACGGAGAGCCAUUGCCAUCCUGGACGGCCAUGGGGGCCAGUGUGUGACUUGGCUGCAGACGCUGCCCCAGGGGCACCAGCUCCUCAGUCAGGGCCGGGACCUGAAGCUGUGCCUGUGGGACCUGGCAGAGGGCAGGAACACCGUCAUGGACUCCGUGCGCCUGGAGAGCGUGGGCUUCUGCAAGAGCGCCAUCCUGGCCGGGGGGCAGCCCCGCUGGACACUGGCUGUGCCGGGGAAGGACAGUGAUGAGGUUCAGAUUCUGGAGAUGCCAUCCAAGACGUCAGUGUGCACCCUGAAGCCAGAGGCGGAUGCCAAGCCAGGCAUGCCCAUGUGCCUGGAGCUGUGGCAGGCCAACUCCAGCCCCCGCCCACUCCUUCUGGUCGGCUAUGAGGACGGAUCGGUGGCCCUGUGGGACGUAUCUGAGCGGAAGGUGUGCAGCCGCAUCGCCUGCCACGAGGAGCCCGUCAUGGGCCUUGACUUCGACUCCCAGAAGGCCCGGGGCGUCUCGGGCUCCGCAGGGAAGGCUCUGGCUGUCUGGAGCCUGGACGGGCAGCAGGCACUGCAGGUGUGCCGAACUCACGAACUCACCAAUCCUGGGAUCUCUGAUGUCACGAUCCGGCCAGACCGCAAGAUCUUGGCCACUGCAGGCUGGGACCAUCGUGUCCGUGUGUUUCACUGGCGGACAAUGAAGCCACUGGCCGUGCUGGCCUUCCACAAUGCCACCGUACACUGUGUGGCCUUUGCUGCUGACGGCUUGCUGGCCACGGGGUCUGGAGAUCAGCGCAUCAGCGUCUGGUCGCUCUACCCACACACGUGACCCGCUUAUGUGCACCAGACCCCAUCCUUGACCUGGUCGUAUGGAAACUGCCCCUCGCAGCCCCUGAGAACCAGCAGAUCCUUGUCCAAGGACCAUGGAGUCCUCGCUUUCUUCACGAGGUGGCUUUUUGUUUUGCGAAAUGUAUCAUUUGUACAACAGUGACGCUGGCCACCAGCCAGGUGCCUGGGCAUGUGUGGCCUGGGUGAGAGACAUUGGCUUGGGUCUGGCAGUAUUGUCCACCUGAGGGUAUUUCACAAUAAAUUUUCCAUGCAAA